CCAUUUCCUAAAACCACCAAAAUUCACAGCCAAUUAUCUUCCUCACUAAUUUAACCACUCAACCCACCAAAUACUAUCUACAAAGACGUCGCGAGACUCAAAUAUCAAACUUCACAGAUAAAAACAACAAUGUCUUUCAAGAAUCGAUCACCGCCGAGUCCUCAGCCGCAACGGCAACCGCAACCAAAGGAUUUCAAACAGCGGGUUAUUACUUGCCUUAACAAACUCGCCGACCGCGACACUCUCGCCCUCGCUUCCGCUGAGCUCGACUCCAUCGCUCGGAGCGUAACCGUCGAUUCCAUCACUCCGUUCCUUGACUGCCUCCAUAAUACGGACUCUUCGUCCAAGUCUCCUGUUCGGAGGCAAUGCGUAAGCCUUUUGACUUUGAUGUCUCAUUCGCACGGUAACACUCUGUCUCCUCACCUUUCGAAGAUGGUUUCUACCAUUGCCCGCCGCGUCCGCGACCCCGACUCCGCCGUCCGUUCCGCCUGUGUAGAGGCAACCACUGCAAUGUCGUCUCACAUCACGAAACCUCCGUUUUCGGUUUUGUCGAAGCCUUUGAUCGAAAUGCUCAUGGUGGAUCAAGAUGUGAACUCGCAGAUCGGAGCCGCUAUGUGUUUGGCGGCGGCGAUCGAGGCGGCGCCGGAUCCUGAGACGGAGCAACUUAGGAAGAUGUUGCCAAAGUUAGGGAAGUUAGUGAGAAACGAAAGUUUCAAGGCGAAAGCGGCGGUGUUUGGAGUUAUCGGAAGCGUCGCUAGUGUUGGUGGUGCCGGAAGUAAAGGAGUUUUGGAUUGGUUAGUGCCCUGCGUGGUGGGGUCUUUGAGUAGCGAAGAUUGGGGAACGAGAAAGGCGGCGGCGGAGGCUUUAGGGAAAGUGGCUAUGGCGGAGAAACAGCUGGCAAUGGAGUAUAAAGCGGAGUGUGUGACGGCUCUUGGAAAUAAGAGAUUUGAUAAGGUAAAGAUUGUCCGAGAAACUAUGAAUCGUAGUUUGGAUUUGUGGAAGGAACUUCCUGGAGUUUGUGAGGAGGCCUCAGCUCCUUCUCAGCUCAAGUCAUCUUCGAUAGAUAAUGGAAGCGUUGGAUGCUUUUCUUCAGUUGCAAAAAGUGUCAAUGAUCUUGGUUUUAGAACUCCCCAAUCAAAGAAAGUAGUUCCCACGAGCAGGUCCCCUCCGCCUGAUGCUUCCACCAUGCCCACUGCCAAGAAAGAGACUCCCCUGAAGAGUGAUAAUAGGAAUGGGAACACAUCCAUUUUUGGUAGGCUGAACCGCUCAAAACCCUUUCACUGGAAGAUUGAUACCGCUGAGCCAAAGAAUCUGUUUUCUGGGGCCUCUGGUGAUGAUCAUGUCAAAAAGAGUAACCUUGGAGACCUGGAAGCAAGAGAAACUGGGGACAGUGGAAAUUUUAGGCCAGAAACAGAACGUGUAUUCUUUGGCAAGGUCAGUGAUGAAAAAGUGCAGAAAUUUGGUGGUUUGAGAUCUGGGUCUCAGGUGGUUCCUUUUCAUGAUGAGGAGAAUUUAGAUGUUUAUGACAAAAAUGCAGCUCUAGGAGUUGAUGAGAACCCCAAAGCCAUUGAGGAUCUGUCUUUGAUCCGGGAACAACUUGCUCAGAUUGAAGGCCAGCAAUCCAAUCUGUUAAACCUCCUCCAGAAUUUCAUUGGGAGCUCCCAAAAUGGUUUCAUAUCUCUAGAAACACGUGUAAAUGGCCUGGAGAUGGCUCUGAAUGAAAUAUCUUAUGAUUUGGAUGUUUCAAGUGGUAGGAUUCUAAACAUGGAUUCUGCAGAUAACACAUGUUGCAAGCUGCCUGGUGCAGAAUUUUUGAGUCCCAAGUUCUGGAGGAAAACUGAAGGCCGGUUUUCUACUUCAAGGUUAUCUUCUUCUGGGUGCAUGCCUUCCCUAAAUGCAGUACGUAACACAACUGAUAAUGAUUCUGGUGGUGAAUCUUAUAAGCCAGCAGUCAGCCAAAGAUAUCAGCGUCAAGGUUGGGGUGGAUUUGUUUUGAACCCAGUGGCUGACUCUGGCAGUGGCAUGAGAGAGAAUUCAGGAUUCUCAAAUAGAACAUCAAGGGAUACCAUUCAAAAGUGUGAGAGGGCUCAGUUUGGCAAUGCUAGUGGGUUAUGAUGGGACUUCAAUGGUUCGAUGUACAGCACGAACGAGCCUUAGCAGCAGAUCCGCUGCUUAACUUAAAUGGAAGUUGGGCUGUUUGAAUUACCAGCAGACAAGCGCCUUGGACAAUCAAUCAAGCAUGAAGAUGAAAUGAUACGGCAAGUCGUAGAUCAAAUUAUGAUGCAGAGGUGCUGCCGUUUGGCUUCUUACACGAGAUUGUAGGUUUUCCUUUUAAAUUCAUUAGGAAUAUUAUUAAUCGCAAUACCAGAGCAUGGCUCUGCAUAUACGAUGUAUUCAACAGAAUCCUUGCCCCAUCACAAUUUUUUUUUUUUUUUCAAUAGAGGGCCCCAUCUACGUACAGAGUCUUUCUGCAUCUCUUUUCCGCAUUUCAUUGUCAGUUCCUCUGUGUUAUUUAAUUUUUCAAUCUCAUGCGAUGUAUUUUUCAUCCAGAAAAAAAACAGAUAUCACUGAGAUAUGUUUCUAUGCUGUGUCUAAAACUGUUUUCUGUUUAAGUAGAGAACUGCUAUGUUAGGUCUUACC
Molecule: messenger RNA, 2640 nt
Organism: Durio zibethinus
Lineage: Eukaryota; Viridiplantae; Streptophyta; Magnoliopsida; Malvales; Malvaceae
Source: RefSeq, a predicted model, not a curated record